GCUGAUUCAUUACUGCAGCUGGAGCUUUCGUUACCGUCUUCAUCAUCUUCUUCUUCGUCUUCCUCUUCUGCCGACGCCUUCUUGGCCCUUUGAAGCUUUCUUCCUUCUCCUCUUCUUCUAAUUUCUCCACAGGCUUCAUCCGAACAUCAACCCUAGCUCUCGCAUUUUGUUUACCCUUGAUUUUCUUUUUCAACGGAGCGGCUGUUUGGAUCUUCUUUUAGGGUUUUGUUUCUGGACCUGAUUGUAAAGGGGUUUUGAUUCUUUCACUGUCUGUGUGAUUUUGUUUUUUGGGGUUGAGGUAGAUCCAUCGGAGGGAGAUUCUGUUUGCAUUCUUGAUUUUGUGUUCCAUAGCUGAGAAUGUCUGGACCAUUGGAUCGAUUCGCCAGACCAUGUUUUGAAGGUUUCUCUGGUAGUGAUGAAAGAAAAGAAAGGAAAUCUGAUUUUGAAAACUCCGAGGAUGAAAGGAGGACUAGAAUUGGGUCUAUAAAGAAGAAAGCUCUAAAUGCAUCUUCCAAAUUUAAACAUUCCCUCAAGAAGAAGAGCAGCAGGAGAAAAAGUGAUGGUCGGGUCAGUUCUGUUUCUAUUGAGGAUGUUAGGGAUGUUGAUGAGCUGCGGGCUGUUGAUGCGUUUCGUCAAGCACUAAUAAUGGAGGAAUUACUGCCUGAAAAACACGAUGAUUAUCACAUGAUGUUGAGGUUUUUAAAAGCUCGAAAAUUUGAUAUCGAAAAAGCUAAACAUAUGUGGGCUGAUAUGCUUAAUUGGAGGAAGGAGUUUGGUGUUGACACAAUAGGUGAAGAUUUUGAAUUCAAAGAGAAAAAUGAAGUUCUGAGGUACUAUCCUCAUGGUUAUCAUGGGGUGGAUAAAGAAGGAAGACCUGUUUAUAUCGAAAGGUUGGGGAAAGUGGAUCCAAACAAACUUAUGCAAGUGACGACCAUGGACCGAUAUAUAAAGUACCACGUACAAGAGUUUGAGAAAAGUUUUUCUAUCAAGUUUCCAGCUUGUUCUAUUGCUGCAAAGAGGCACAUAGAUUCAAGCACCACAAUCUUAGAUGUUCAAGGCGUGGGCCUUAAGAAUUUCACGAAGUCUGCUAGGGAACUCAUCAUGCGGCUGCAGAAAGUUGAUGGUGACAAUUACCCGGAAACUCUCAGCCAAAUGUACAUUAUCAAUGCUGGUCCUGGAUUCCGGAUGCUAUGGAACACCGUGAAGUCCUUCCUUGACCCCCGAACAACAUCUAAAAUUCAUGUUCUCGGGAACAAGUAUCAAAACAAAUUACUUGAAGUAAUUGAUUCCAGUGAGUUGCCGGAAUUUCUGGGUGGAAAUUGUACCUGUGCAGAUUCGGGGGGGUGUCUUCAUUCAGACAAGGGGCCCUGGAGAAACCCAGAAAUUUUGAAGAUGAUUCUUAAUGGUGAAGCACGACAAGCCAGACAGGUUGUAAAAGUUCUAAAUAGCGAGGGGAAGGUUGUUGCAUAUGCUAAACCACAUUACCCAAUGGUGAAAGGUAGCGAUACAUCCACUGCUGAGUCGGGAUCUGAAGCUGAAGAGAUUGCUUCUCCUAACGCAAUGAAGAACUAUUCUCAUCUUCGGUUGACUCCUGUUCGAGAAGAAGCAAGAGUUGGUGGUAAAGGAGGCUUUGUUGCUACCUUCUCUGGGUAUGAUGAAUAUGUUCCCAUGGUAGACAAAGCUGUUGAUGCUGGAUGGAAGAAGCAAGGUUCACUCCAACGUCCUAGCGCCUUUAAAGGGGUUCUUCCACUGCCUGAUACUCGAAAAUCACCCGAAGCACUUCAUACUCGAAUGUUGGUAGUACUCAUGGGGUUCUUCAUAGCCAUUUGGGCUUUCCUCCGUUCACUGGCAUGCCGGAUGAGUGGGAAGAAAUUGUCUAUGGGGAGUCAAAACACCCCAGAAUUAUUGUCCUCUGAUCAAACAGCCACGGAGGAGAAUCGCUCCCCUUCACCGAUUGCUAAAGUUACGGAAGCAGAACUCCUCUCGAAUCUAGUAAAGAGGCUGGGUGAGCUGGAGGAGAAGGUCGAUACACUUCAAUCGAAACCAUCGGAAAUGCCAUACGAGAAAGAGGAACUAUUAAAUGCUGCUGUCUGCCGUGUCGAUGCUUUGGAAGCAGAGCUGAUUGCUACCAAGAAGGCUUUGCACGAAGCGUUGAUGAGGCAAGAAGAACUGCUCGCUUACAUCGAUAGCCAAGAGGAAGCAAAGUUGCGGAAGAAGAAAUUUUGCUGGUAAUAUGAACAUCUCAUCUCGAUCUCGGGAGAGAGAAGAGGAUUCCGCUGACUGCAGUUGGCUGUCGUGUAUCGACCACGUCGGAGUUUAAAGAUCCGUUGCUCGCCGCCGUUGAUCUAACUGACUUUAUAUUUCAAUCAAUGAUGUGAUUAUCUCCGAAGAGGAGGAAAACGCAUACACAGUCUGUGUGAAGAAAUUACUACAAUGUGAAGCUUUCUUGUUUGAUAAGAAUAUGUAUUUAUGCUCUAAGAUUUUUGUUCUGUGUCUUCACCUUCAUCGGAAUGAAAUGAAUCACCACAGUUCAAGAUA
Cucurbita pepo subsp. pepo (vegetable marrow) is the source of this 2538-nucleotide messenger RNA. Its product is annotated as phosphatidylinositol/phosphatidylcholine transfer protein SFH8. The record is from RefSeq and is a predicted model, not a curated record. NCBI's taxonomy places the organism in Eukaryota, Viridiplantae, Streptophyta, Magnoliopsida, Cucurbitales, Cucurbitaceae.